UUAUCUAUGUGGUGGAUAAAGAUAGGUUUCAAACUUGUUAUCCGGAAAUUGUGCCAGGCGUGACUGGUUAGUUUGACGCUGAUCAUUGACGGAACAAUACGGUCUUCUCCAGGACCGCUUCCGGUGCUAGCACCGCAUGCGCCUUUGCGCAUAUUAAGUUGUGCCUGAUCAAGUAAAACCAGUGUCGAAGAUAAGAGAACUUGUUAUAUCUAACAUUUGGCCGAAGUAGUGUACCUGAUAGUGUAAUACCAAAACUAUUAGCGUAUUUUUUACCGAUAGUGUGAGAUUUCAAAAGUAAAGUGUCAGUAUCAGUGUUGUACUACAUUUUGCAUUUUACAGUCUCCUUCGUACAGUUCGCGUUCAAAGUGCAACUCAGUGAUUUCAUCAUUAACACAAGUACAUGUUCUGCUUAAUUCGAUCGUAUAGUUCCUACAAAAUAAAAUGGCUAUUCUAACUGCGCAAUCGACAAGCACAGCACCGUCCACAACGCUUACACAACCAACUGGAACAUCUGGUUGGGCAAAAUUUUCGUUGCUCUUGUGGAAGAACUUCCUAUUACACUGGAGAAGUAAAAUUUCCAGCUUAGUUGAGAUCUUCAUUCCGCCACUUUUCAUGCUGCUAAUGGUGGGACUACGCAGUUUGACCGAAAUCGAACAUGUUCCGCACGUUUCCGUAUAUCAGCCGUUGGAUAUCACCAACUUUAGCGCUAUCAGGAGGAAUUUAGUCGUACCUUUCCAAGAGACUAUCGCGUACUCACCCGAUGGACCUGCAUUACGCACACUUAUGGGUCCAGUCGGCGAGUGGAUGAAUCUAGAGGUGCAUGGACUACCUAAUGGGUCGGCACUGCAGGACUUUCUGCUGGGCACUAAUGCAUUUGCAGGUGUUGAGUUCGACAUACGUCUCAAUGGGACAAGUGCACUACCACAGCGUCUAAACUACAGGUUGCGGUUCCCCGGCGAACAGCGUGCUCAAUUCACAGUUGGUCACAGCUGGCAGACGGAUCGUCGUUGGGGCUCGAGACCUGACGGUGGUGCCCGGUUUGCAGAAGACAGCGAUGGGGGACCAUCGCCCGGAUACUUUCGGGAAGGAUUUCUUACACUGCAGCACUAUAUCUUUAAAGCAUUUGCAGAGCAAGUAAAAAAUAUCCCGGACCCGAUACCAGACGUGUAUCUGCAGCGUUUCCCUUAUCCACCGUUUCGGGAGGAUAGCUUCCCUUCUAGCCUGACUACGUUCCUACCAAUUUCAGUGAUGUUAGCAUUUAUAUACCCAUGUAUAAGCAUUGUGAAGAACAUUUUAUUCGAGAAGGAGAAACAAAUCAAAGAGGCUAUGAAGAUUAUGGGCCUACAGAAUUGGGUACUGUGGAGUUCCUGGUUCGUGAAAUGCUUCGUGUUUACGCAGAUAUCGAUCGUUUUAGUAGUGUUAUUCUUGAAAAUACCCUGGUAUUCGACCCCGAACGUGUCCGUGCUGACCUAUUCCGAUUGGAGUGUCAUCUGGUUGAUUUUCUUCGUGUACGGCAUUGCGAUAAUAACGUUUUCCUUCAUGCUGAGUACACUGUUUUCAAAGGCUAAUUCCGGCGGUGCUGUGGCAGCCAUCAUAUGGUUCCUUGCCUUCGCACCAUACAUCAUCAUGGUGCAAGACUACCGGAACUUGAACGUCUCCCAAAAACUUGGUUCAGCGCUACUUCUCAACUCGGCUAUUGGGUUUGCGAUGCGACUGGUUGGUGUGUACGAGGGCACAACGCAGGGCGUACAGUGGUCGACACUAUUCCAUGACAGUGAUGUUGAUGAUAUCAACAUCGGCCAGAUGUUGCUAAUGCUACUCGGUGAUGCUGUUAUCUACAUGCUAAUUGCACUCUACAUUGAACAGGUGUUUCCGGGAGACUUCGGAUUAGCGCAACCCUGGUAUUUCUUCGUUACAAAACGGUUCUGGUGCGGUGAACGCCCCACCACUGACGAACCAAUAGGUCAAACUGCUACCAACAAAAUGAAUGAUAACAUUGAAGCCGAACCGAAGGGUCGCAUCCCUCGGAUACAAAUUCGAGAACUUCGGAAAAUAUACUCCAACCGGAAAAUAGCCGUCGAGGGACUCACGUUCAACAUGUUCGAAGGUCAAAUCACGGCAUUGCUUGGCCAUAAUGGUGCCGGUAAGACCACCACCAUGUCGAUGCUGACUGGUAUGAAGCGUCCCACUUCCGGCACUGCCAUCAUUUGGGGUCACGAUAUAAGAACGGAGAUGAAGUCGGUGCGCAUGUCGUUGGGAUACUGUCCCCAGCACAACAUCCUCUUCGAUGGGUUAACGGUGCGUGAACACCUGUACUUCUACGGGCGUCUGAAAGGGCUUUCCAAAUUACAAACGGAGUAUGAGAUCGAUCGAUACAUCAAAUCGCUUGAGUUGGUAGACAAAGCGGGCGUUCGCUCGUCCAGUCUGUCCGGUGGCAUGAAGCGUAAGCUUUGCGUCGGCAUUGCUCUGUGUGCCGGAUCUCGGGUAGUACUCUGUGACGAGCCCACAUCCGGGAUGGAUCCGGCGGCACGACGUGCCCUAUGGGAUUUACUCAUUGCUGAGAAAACGCGCCGCACCAUGAUUCUAUCGACGCAUUUCAUGGAUGAGGCGGACAUGCUCGGUGAUCGUAUCGCAAUUAUGGCGGAUGGUAAGCUGAAAGCGGUUGGAUCGUCGUUUUUUUUGAAGAAAAAGUAUGGUGUUGGCUACCGGUUGAUCUGCGUGAAAAGGCCGGAAUGUGAUGUGGAACAGGUGACGGAUGUACUACGCAACCAUAUUCCCUCCAUACAGGUGGAAUCGAAUGUUGGCUCAGAGUUGUCCUAUCUGCUUCAAGAGGAACACUCGCGAGGGUUUCAAACAUUGCUAGAAGAUUUGGAGAAACGCGGCGAGGAGUUGAAAAUCUGUGACUUUGGUAUUUCACUUACCACGCUCGAGGAGGUGUUCAUGAAGGUUGGUUCUGACUCCACUGAACCCACGCAGGUCGGUGAAGAAGGUAGUUUGCACAGUUUGCAUUCGUACAGUACCGGUACAGACAUAGAGUCACGUACUACGGUUGAUGAUUAUGAACUGCUAGAAGGAUCCAGAUUGUUCCUCUAUCAAAUAUGGGCCCUGUUUUUGAAAAAAAUCUACCAGACCUAUCGGAACUGGUUCCUGUUGGUAGUACAGGUGCUAAUACCGGUGCUGUUCGUAGCAGUAACAAUUGCGGUCGUUCGAAACUGGGGAGGAUCCGGAGAUAUGCCUGCUCGAGCUAUAGGACUCCGGUUUUACAACCCGUCCGUAACACUGAUACAGAUGGAGCCAGAGGAUCAAAUUGGUACCCUUCAGGAAAGGAUCCUGGAAAACUACAUGAUGCUCUUCCAAAGUAUCCCAAGCAUACCACUACGCGGUAGAGAGUGGAUGGAAGAUGUGUUUUUGCAAUUUGCUAACGCGAAUCUAAUGCUGGUAAAUCGCCAGUUUAUCGUUGGAGCUGGUAUCUUAAAUGACAACUUGACCGCUUGGUUCAACAAUGAGGCACUACAUUCGCCUGCUGCCGCGUUACAAAUGAUGCAUAAUGCGUUGCUUACUACGUUUACCGAGUCGCCAGGAUAUAAUAUUUCCCUCACGAACUUCCCACUACCGUACACCGACGAAACACGCCUCCAAUUGAUGCGCACCUUUAAUAAUCUAGGCUUCCAGCUGGCAUACUAUACCGGCUUUGCAAUGUCAUUUGUCGUUGGAUUUUACGUGAUCUUUUACAUUCGCGAGCGUGUUACGAAAGCAAAGCUGCUCCAACUCGUAAGCGGUGUGAACCGUCUAACCUAUUGGUUUACGGGCUUCAUCUGGGACUACCUGACAUACGCUUUCGUGUGUAUCUUUAUCAUCAUAACCGUUGCCAUUUUCCAAGAACCUGGAUUUAGCACUGGUGGUGAAGUGUUUCGCCUUUAUUCAGUGUUCCUGUUCGUUGGAGUGCCUGCACUGCCGCUGACGUACAUCGUAACGCUAUACUACAAUGUGGCCCCAGCCGCAUUUAUCCGAAUAAGUGUUGCAUAUAUCGUCACCGGUACAGCUUUGUUCAUUUUCGUGUACCUGCUAGGAACGGAUAUGUUCGAGCUGGAAGAGCUGUCUGAGGUACUGUCGAAUGUGUUUCUGAUCUUUCCACACUUUGCUCUAUGUGACGCUAUCGUCAAUCUGAGCCACAUGUCUGUUACGAUCGAUACCUGUGAUGCAGUACGACCGCCAGGUGUAACUCCGUUACCAAUAUGUGAGGAUGGUCUACAAUACUAUCAAUGGAAGCGUCCUGGUAUUGGACGACAUCUGUUCUACUGUCUUACCAUGACGGUUGUGUAUUUCUUAAUACUGUUUGUGCUCGAUUUCAAGGUGAUGAAAUUGGUCGUGCAGAAAGUGCGUGAAUGGUACCAUCGCAAGCACUACAAAAUGAAGACCGAUUCAGAUACGGCUGAAAUCGAUUCUGACGUGCGGAGAGAGAAUGAACGAAUAACUGCUAUGUCGGUAGAGGAACGAUCGCGCACCAACCUGAUAGCCCAUAAAAUGACAAAGUAUUACAAUCAAUUCCUUGCUGUUAAUCAACUGAGCGUAGGAAUCAACAGCUCCGAAUGCUUCGGAUUACUCGGUGCAAAUGGAGCUGGCAAGACGACCACCUUUAAGAUGUUGUCCGGUGAUGAAACCAUCUCCUUUGGUGACGCCUGGAUCAAGGGUCACAGUUUGAAGAGUCAGUUGAAGAAGGUUCACCAGCACAUAGGCUACUGCCCACAGUUUGAUGCACUGAUCGAGGAUCUUACCGGGCGAGAGACUUUGAAACUGUUCUCACUGUUGCGCGGUGUGCCUAGGCUUAACAUAAUGCUUGUGACUAUGUACCUUGCCCGUGAAUUUGGUUUCGAAAAGCAUCUGGACAAACAGGUUAAGGCGUACAGUGGGGGCAAUAAGCGUAAGCUAAGCACCGCUCUUGCCAUGCUCGGUAACCCGUCGGUCGUAUACCUGGAUGAACCGACGUCCGGCAUGGAUCCGGGUGCGAAGCGUAACCUCUGGAACGGUGUUUGUCGAGUGCGUGACAGUGGCAAAACGAUCGUACUCACCUCGCACAGCAUGGAAGAGUGUGAGGCACUCUGUACACGGUUGGCUAUCAUGGUGAACGGUGAGUUCAAAUGUAUCGGUUCGACGCAACACUUGAAGAACAAGUUCUCGCAAGGCUUUGUAUUAACGGUCAAGGCAAAGCGUGUAGACUGUGGUGGAAAAGGAAAAGAAAGCGAUACGCUUGACCUGCAGAACAUUAAAGAUCACAUUAUCAUACAGUUUCCGGAUUCGCAUCUCAAGGAGGAAUACCAGGAUCUGCUGACUUAUUAUAUCCGCUCGAAUAGUAUGAAAUGGUCGCAGAUAUUUGGUGUGAUGGAACGAGCAAAGCAACAGUUAAAUAUUGAGGAUUACUCGAUUGGACAAACGAGUCUGGAGCAGGUGUUCCUAGCUUUUACAAAGUACCAAAGAGAGCAUUAGCAUCAUAAACGAGAGAACUUGAAAUUUAUCAAUCAAUAUAAGACAAUAGGUCAUCAUGCGCAUCAUUGUAAGCAACUGAAAGUGUCACUUUUGUCAUCAUUUUGUAAACCUAUAGCAAAGAAACACUAAUAAU
This is a messenger RNA of Anopheles funestus (African malaria mosquito), 5617 nucleotides long. RefSeq names its product phospholipid-transporting ATPase ABCA3-like. NCBI's taxonomy places the organism in Eukaryota, Metazoa, Arthropoda, Insecta, Diptera, Culicidae. Gene Ontology annotation, molecular function: ATP binding; ABC-type transporter activity; ATP hydrolysis activity. The record is from RefSeq and is a predicted model, not a curated record. Gene Ontology annotation, cellular component: intracellular membrane-bounded organelle; membrane. Gene Ontology annotation, biological process: lipid transport; transmembrane transport. Bases 442 to 5484 code for a protein of 1680 amino acids. The transcript has 7 exons.